Marasmius oreades (fairy-ring Marasmius) is the source of this 1145-nucleotide messenger RNA. RefSeq lists its product as uncharacterized. Gene Ontology annotation, biological process: regulation of store-operated calcium entry. Lineage: Eukaryota; Fungi; Basidiomycota; Agaricomycetes; Agaricales; Marasmiaceae. Gene Ontology annotation, cellular component: endoplasmic reticulum membrane. The record is from RefSeq and is a predicted model, not a curated record. Bases 27 to 893 code for a protein of 288 amino acids. The transcript is spliced from 5 exons.
GACAAUCAUCUUGUUCCAAAUCCACCAUGUCCAAAGUGAAGCUCGAGAAUAUCAAAGCCUUGACGUUCUACAGCGGAGAGGUGACCAAUGCCCGAAGGAGCAGCCCAGUUCAGCAGCUUACUUGCGUUGGAAGGCCAUGCAAAAUAUAUCAGCCGGAGGUAGUGCGUUGUACCAAUAUCGGAGGACAUGGGACAGACGUGGAUUGGAAGUGUGAAGCAGAUUUACCAGAGGCGCUGAGGUUUGGCAGAGUACAGGUAUCUUGUGAAGGCUGGUCAAAGCCUGGUGAUUCUUACGUCCUUCAAAAUUCAUGCGGUUUAGAAUAUCGUCUGGUGGAAGUACCUCGGGUCCUUCGUGAUUCCGACUCUUCUUACUUUCCUCGGGGAACCCCGAAGACCAUUAACUGGUCAGCCAUCUUGUUUGCAAUCCCCUGGAUCGCGGCCUUGAUUUGGAUUCUGUACGGUCUAUGUUGGAAGAGGACUGAUCCAAACAAUCGUUCGCCGCGCAGGAGAACUGGACAAGCACCCGGACCUUCGGCUUCGAAUUGGUUCCCGGGAGGGUACGGCGACGAUAGGAUGGAUCCUCCUCCUCCGUAUUCCAGCAGUAAGCAUGAUGCCGCGCAAGGAUGGCGACCUGGAUUCUGGACUGGUGCAUUGGCCGGUGGACUUGCAGACCGUUACAUCUUCAACAACAACCGUCGCGACGAUACCUCGGGAGGUAGGCAAAGUCGACGAAUGUGGGACUGGGAACGUCCCGCUACAACAUCAAGGCAAACCGGAGAGAUCCGGCCCGUCCGGAGAUCUUGGACCUCUGCCACUGAGGAUCGAGGGGAGGGGUCAUCUAAUCUCGGAACGAUGAGGAGUAGUAGCGGAUUUGGAGGAUCAACUGUUCGAUGAAAAUGUUUUGAUAUGUACCAUACCCAAUAUAUGCUCGACAUGUACUUUACCUGAAGGAUCAAAACUUCCUAAAACUGUAGUUUUUUUUUCCUGCCAAUUCCCACAGUGGAGUGAUUGUUCUGUUUCAUUUCGGACGUGGUAACACAUAUUCUGUUCCCUAGAUAAUAUCGACAUUCCCCUUCCGAAGAUAGUACGUGCGCAACCUUUGUUUCGAUGACCUAGCUUCAUUACAAUGAUGUUUUUAUAGAACUA